AUGCCUUCUCUUCUCCUUCGCGCCGCCCUCGCCGGCAGCACUAUUGCCCCAGUCGCCUACGCGUACACGCAGGCCAACGUUGCCUCGCCUUUCCUGUACAAGAACGUCGAUCCGAUCGUGUUCCCAGGCGAAUAUGGCGUCUCGCACAUGCACUCGUUCUUUGGCUCUGAUGCCGUCACUGCCUCAACCACAAGCAGCGCGGAGCUGCAGAAGGGCUGCACCACCGCUGACAACCCGAACGACUUCUCCGUCUACUGGGUGCCACCUCUCAUGUACACCAACGACAAUGGCAAGACAUACGAUUACGUCCCCGUCAUGCGCUUCUCGGCCUACUACAACCUGGGCGAGACUCCCGCCGAGGUCCCCAUCCCGCAGGACCUGAAGAUGGUCGCGGGUUCCGCCUCCGCAACGACCGCCGCGGACUCCCCCGCGGACGCCAAGGUCGAGUGGAUGUGCGAGGGCGACUCGGGCAUCUCGGCCGACGAGAACGGCUUCCCGAGCUCCACCUGCAGCACCCACCUGCAGACGCUCCUGUACUUCCCCCAGUGUGUCAACCAGGGCACGCUGGAGACGGCGUACAAGAGCCGCGACUAUGGCACGGACAACUGGUGCCCCGAGGGCUCCAAGUCCAUGCCCCAGCUGCGCUUCUCCAUCCGCUACGACCUGCGCAAGGUCCUGCCCGACGGGUGGAGCGGCACAGCGCCUAUCAAGCUGGCCAGCGGCAACGCCUGGUCUAGCCACGGUGAUUUCAUCAUGGGCUGGACUGAGGACGCCGCGCAGAACAUGGUCGACGCCACUGCUGCCGACUACAAGUACCACUACUACGCCGUCGACGGCAAGCUCGGCACUGCCGGUACCAAGCCUACCUGCACUCCCACCGAUGCUGACCCCAACAACGGCACCGACGACUACGCUGAGUCUGUCUCGCAGAUGAGCAAGCGUUCCACAUCGGGCUGGACAUCCCGAUCUCGCAUGGCCCGGGCCUAA
This is a messenger RNA of Diaporthe citri, 987 nucleotides long. RefSeq lists its product as uncharacterized. The record is from RefSeq and is a predicted model, not a curated record. The coding region runs from base 1 to 987 and encodes 328 amino acids. The transcript has 4 exons. Lineage: Eukaryota; Fungi; Ascomycota; Sordariomycetes; Diaporthales; Diaporthaceae.